AUGAAGCACUAUUAAAAUUCUACUGGAGAGUCGUUCAUAAAGAUAAUGAUCGUAAAAUCGUCAACAUAUCCAAAAAUUUUUUUUUCUUCGAUGAUAAUCCAAUGAAAUGUUUGCCAUUUUAUUAAUUUCAUUCAUAGUCAUUUGUAUUGGUACAAUCAUAUUUUUGCUUCUUAUCGGGCAACAAUCUGAUCAAACCAAAUCAUUAAUGUCGGUUCUUGGCAGUGGUGGUCAUACACAUGAAAUGUUAACAUUAAUCAAAUCAUUGAUAAUUCAAGAAGAAUCAAAAGAUUCGAAACAUUUUCCAUUCGAAGAAAUUAUUUUCAUAGUAUCCAGAGAUGAUGAAUUUAGUGUUGAAAAAUUGAAUCAAAUCAUUCCUGAAUGGUCAUCGUCAUCGACGAAUGAUCGAAAAAAUUCAAUCCGAUUUCAAUUACAUCGUAUACAAAGAAGUCGUCAAGUUCAUCAAAAUUAUAUUUCAUCCAUUUGGACUACAUUAAUUUCAUUAUAUCAUUCAUUUAAAAUUAUUUUCAAUAUACGACCGAAAAUUUUACUAUGUAAUGGACCUGGUGUUUGUAUACCUGUCAUUAUUGCCUGUCGUAUUAUUUCCAAUCGAACAAAUAUUAUUUUUGUUGAAAGUUUUUGCCGUACCAGAUCACUAUCAUUGACCGGGAAAAUUCUGUAUCAUACAAAAUUAGUUAAUCAUUUUAUGGUACAAUGGCCAAAAUUGGUUGGAAAAUAUCCUCGAGCUAAAUUUUUGGGAUUAUUAGUUUAACAUCUUUUUCAACAA
Dermatophagoides pteronyssinus (European house dust mite) is the source of this 784-nucleotide messenger RNA. It is a transcript of the gene Alg14, whose product is annotated as ALG14, UDP-N-acetylglucosaminyltransferase subunit. Gene Ontology annotation, cellular component: UDP-N-acetylglucosamine transferase complex. Lineage: Eukaryota; Metazoa; Arthropoda; Arachnida; Sarcoptiformes; Pyroglyphidae. Gene Ontology annotation, biological process: dolichol-linked oligosaccharide biosynthetic process. Gene Ontology annotation, molecular function: N-acetylglucosaminyldiphosphodolichol N-acetylglucosaminyltransferase activity. The record is from RefSeq and is a predicted model, not a curated record.